GUUUUUGUUAUGCAUUUAUAAAUUGUGUUUAUUAUUAGAUAACGUUAUGUUAGUAAGAAAAAUAAAUUAUUUCCGCCUAUUGGGCACACGACUAAGCAGCUCUCAUUAUGUGACAACACCAAUAUUCUAUGUCAACGCAGCGCCGCAUAUUGGUCAUCUAUACUCUGCUGUUAUAGCUGAUGCACAUUGUCGCUAUCAGCGACUGCGUUAUCCCGACAGCAAUGUGCGUCUCUGCACUGGCACGGACGAGCAUGGCACGAAGAUUCAACAGGCGGCAGCCACACACAAAGUGCCAGUUGCACAGUACUGCGAUGAGAUAUCGGAACGUUACCGCCAUGUGUUUGGACUGGCGGGCAUAGCGCAUGAUGACUUUAUACGCACCACAGAGCAGCGACACAAAGAAGCUGUUGCGCACUUUUGGCAAAGGCUUCAGGCACGUGGACACAUUUACUCGGCUGCGUAUAGCGGCUGGUAUUGUGUAUCGGAUGAAACAUUUCUGACUGACUCACAGCUGCGCCUGGACGAGAGCAGCGGCAUACGUCACUCCCUAGAGUCCGGACAUCCGGUGGAGUGGACUGAGGAAACUAAUUAUAUGUUUCGCCUGUCACAAUUUCAAGAUGAUGUGCGCCAUUGGGUGCAGCAAGAGGCGCGCAUUAGACCAGCCAAGUUUGAGAAAAUAUUGCUGGACACGCUAAGCGAGCAGCUGCCCGAUGUGUCCGUAUCCAGACCCUCAAAUCGUGUGCAUUGGGCUAUACCCGUGCCCAAUGAUGAGACACAAACCGUCUACGUUUGGCUGGAUGCUUUAAUAAACUAUCUCAGCUCGCUGGGCUAUCCCAAUGAACAGUAUCUAGCACAUUGGCCGCCAGCACAGCAAAUCAUUGGCAAGGACAUACUUAAAUUUCACGGCAUUUACUGGCCUGCAUUUCUUAUAGCCGCUGGCUUGGAGCCACCAAGGCAGCUUUAUGUGCACUCCCACUGGACAGUAGAUGGGCAAAAGAUGUCGAAGAGCAAGCAUAAUGUAGUGGAUCCCCUGCAAGCUGCCCAGCAGUAUACGAUGGAGGGUCUACGCUACUUUCUGCUGCGCGAGGGCGUGGCACACAGUGAUGGCAAUUUCAGUCACGUGAAGGCGCUGCGCAUACUUAACUCGGAACUGGCGGAUACCUUGGGCAAUCUGUUAUCGCGCGCCUGUGCCAAGACGCUGAAUCCGCAACAAAUAUAUCCUAGCCCACAUGUUGAGCACUUGACGGCGCUGCUGCAGGAGCUGGAUGCGGCCAAGCGUUUGCAGGAGCUGCUGCUGCAGUUGGCGGCACGCUGCGAAGAGCACUAUGAGUGCAAUCACUUCCACUUGGUGGCCGACACGACCAUCGCAACGCUGCAUGCUGCCAACAAUUUCUUUGAGUGCGCCAAGCCCUGGGAGCUCAAGCCGGGCGGCAAGGCACCUAAUGCGCCACGCCUUCAGACAAUAAUCGCCAUCACAAUGGAUGCGUUGCGGCUUUGCGCCAUUGUAUUACAGCCAAUGAUACCGCAGCUAACCAGCCAGCUGCUCAAUAAGCUCACUGUGCCCAGCUCCCAACGCAGCUGGCAGCAUUUGUGUCUCAGCUCUGCCAGCAGCAGCAGUAGCAGCAGCAGCCACAGUCGACAGCUGGAUGAGCAAAGCAAUGCGUUGCUAUUUCAGCGCAUUGUGGAGCAGCAGGACAAGUCAACACAGCAGAAGCAGCAGCAGCAACAGCUGCCAGGCAAAGCGAAAAAGCAACGCAAAGCGACAGUUAAAGCAAAUUCUUGAACUGAACAAGCCGAGCACGUAACCGUAAUAAACUCCUACCCAAACUCAAGUAGUUA
Molecule: messenger RNA, 1839 nt
Organism: Drosophila busckii
Lineage: Eukaryota; Metazoa; Arthropoda; Insecta; Diptera; Drosophilidae
Gene: MetRS-m
Product: methionine--tRNA ligase, mitochondrial
Exons: 6
Coding region: 47-1783 (578 amino acids)
Biological process (GO): methionyl-tRNA aminoacylation
Molecular function (GO): ATP binding; methionine-tRNA ligase activity
Source: RefSeq, a predicted model, not a curated record